GUGCGUCGUGUAGAAUGUUUAUGUUUGUCAACGUCGUAGGAGGGCGGAGCGUGAUAGAAAGAGAACUGGCGAUUUUUGUUAUUGUGGGAUGUGACUGACGGUGUUCAAGAAUGUCGCGUUUAGUAGUAAAGAAUCUUCCACAGAGUGUCACAGAAGAGAAGAUAAGGAAAAUAUUUAGUGAAAAGGGUGUAAUUACUGAUGUGCAACUGAAAUAUACAAAAGAUGGAAAAUUUCGCCGUUUUGGGUUUAUUGGCUAUAAAACAGAAGAGGAAGCUCUGAGAGCAUUAGAAUAUUUCAAUAAUACUUGUAUCAAUGCUUCAAGGAUAAAAGUGGAGAUCUGUGCUGGCUUAGGUGAUCCAACAAAGCCAAAAGCAUGGAGCAAGUAUUCAUUUGAUAGCUCUGCAUAUAAGAAAAGUCAUGAGACAACAGAUGCUGUGAAUGAAGAUGGCAAGGAAAAAAGUAACUUGGGCAAAAAAGCAAGAGACAACAUAAUCAAGGAAGUGCUUGAUAAGCAUAAAGAUGAUCCACUAUUUGCUGAAUUUAUGGAAGUACGUGCAAAAACAUCUAAGAUACCAUGGAAUAAUGAUAUUCUCAUUUCUAAACCUGAGAAUGAAAGAACACUUGCUAUCCAUGACAGCAAACAUUCAGAUGAUUCCGGCAAUGAAAGUGAAGGUGAAGAACAGCAAUCAGAGGAUGUGAAAACUUUGAGUAACAAUGACAGUGUGGCAAAGAAGAAUAUAUCUGAUCUUGAGUACCUGAAGCUGAAGACAGUGAAAAAUGAUGACCAUACAGAUGCUCCACCAUCUGGAGAUAUUCCACAAAAGAAGCAGAAUGACAAACCACUUCAAAAAUUCUUUACUGUCAAAGUCCGUGGGUUGGCCAUCAGUGCUAAAAAGAAAGACAUAAAACAGUUCUUUCAUCCAUUGAAGCCAAAAUCAAUCAGAAUUCCUGUCAAAAUAAAAGGAAUAGCAUAUGUCUGUUUCAAAACAGAAAAGGAAAUGAAGCAGGCUUUAGUAAAAAAUAAGAGCUUUUUGGCUGGUCGAAGAAUAUGGGUUCUGAAAUACAUUUCAAAAUCUGAAGAAACAGCUGAAGAAUAUCUGCAUGAGAAUAAAUGGAAGGAGCAAGAAAAUACCUUGAAAAAUGAAGAAACAAUUGCUGAAUCAGGGAGAAUAUUUAUCAGAAAUCUUUCAUACACUGUCAGAGAAGAUGAUAUUGAAAAAUUAUUCAGUAAAUACGGACCUCUUACGGAAGUUGUUAUGCCUGUUGACAGGCUUACCAGAAAAACAAAAGGGUUUGGAGUAGUGACUUUCUUGAUGCCUGAACAUGCAGCUAAAGCGUAUACAGAACUGGAUGGAUCUGUUUUUCACGGCAGAAUGCUACACUUACUACCAGGAAAAGCAAAAAAGACUUUGGAAGAGAUGUUACAAAUGGAGGGCCUUACCUUCAAGCAGAAAAAGAUGUUGAAAAUGAAGGCAGAAGCAGCAUCUUCACACAACUGGAAUACUUUAUUUUUGGGUCAGAAUGCUGUAGCUGAUGUUAUAGCAGACACAUACAACACUACAAAAGACAAGGUCUUGGAUCCAAGAGGACCUGAAAGUUUAGCUGUCCGUCUUGCUUUGGGAGAAACACAGAUAGUGACAGAAACAAGAGAUUUCCUAAUUGAAAAUGGUGUUCAUCUUGAUGCUUUUAACCAGACCCCGAAAGCGAGAUCCAAGACUGUAAUUUUAGCUAAGAAUUUGCCUGCAAAGACAAGCUUACAAGAAAUCAAAAAUCUAUUUGGUAAAUAUGGAGAGCUGGGAAGAGUGAUUUUACCACCAAGUGGAGUUACAGCAAUUAUUGAAUUCUUGGAGCCUUCAGAAGCACGAACAGCUUUCAUGAAGUUAGCAUACACAAAAUUUAAGCAUCUCCCUCUUUAUUUAGAGUGGGCUCCCUCAGAUGCUCUGAAGGAAGCACAAAUGAAAAAAGAUGAUGAUUCAGUACAUCAAGCAGUGAAUGAAGGAGAGAAUAAGGGGGAAAACAGCAUUUGUGCUGCAACCAAAACUGUGAAAGAGAGUGAUAAACUGACUAAAAAGUCUGAUUUUGCAAAGGAAACUGAUGAGUGUGAGGAGGAUGAUGAACCUCCUGAACAGGAUACAGUCUUGUUUAUUAAAGGUCUUAAUUUCAACUCAAGGGAAAAAGAUGUGAUAGAGCAUUUCAGACAUUGUGGUCCAGUACAUUAUGUGACAAUUGCAAUGAAAAAAGAUCCAAAAAGCCCAGGGAAGAUGCUAUCAAUGGGGUAUGGCUUUAUUCAGUUUAAGCAUAAGGAAAGUGCCGAUAAAGCCUUAAAGACACUCCAGCAUUCUGUUAUUGAUGGCCAUAGCAUUGAACUGAAGCGUUCAAACAGGACACUAAAAAAUGAAGUUGUUACAGCCAGGAAGAAAACAAAAAUAGGAAAGCAAACUGGAACAAAAAUCUUGGUUCGCAAUGUUCCUUUUCAAGCUACGAAGAAGGAAAUCUUUGAUCUCUUCAAGACUUUUGGUGAACUUAAGGCUGUCCGUCUUCCUAAAAAGAUGGUAGGCACUGGACAACACAGAGGUUUUGCAUUUAUUGACUAUCACACAAAGCAUGAUGCAAAGAGAGCAUUUAAGACACUUUGUCAGAGCACACAUUUAUAUGGCCGACGACUUGUGCUGGAGUGGGCAGAAACUGAGGAGAAUGUUGAUGAACUAAGGAAGAGAACUGCUGAGCAUUUCCUAGAUGAGCUGCCUAGCAAGAAUCUAAGGAAAAGUACAGUUUCAAUUGAAGAAAUGGAAAAUAGCUGAGGAAUGAAAACUAGUUUUCAAUAUAGGUAGUGGAAAUGUGACAUAGGUAGUGGAUGACAUCAUGUAUUGAAAAUGUGCUUUGUAUUCAGUCACUGAGUAAAUCGGUGAAUUCUUUCAGUUAAUUUUAUACAAUCUGCAUGUAAAUUAAGUAAAAAUAUUCAAUUCUUUGUACAAAUAUAUUAUUUCUCUAUGAAA
This is a messenger RNA of Schistocerca piceifrons (Central American locust), 2996 nucleotides long. Its product is annotated as probable RNA-binding protein 19. The transcript is spliced from 17 exons. The record is from RefSeq and is a predicted model, not a curated record. NCBI's taxonomy places the organism in Eukaryota, Metazoa, Arthropoda, Insecta, Orthoptera, Acrididae. The coding region runs from base 111 to 2801 and encodes 896 amino acids. Gene Ontology annotation, molecular function: RNA binding.